AUGGCUCCAAGUUCUGUUUGUGUAGCAUGCCGCCAAGUACUCCAACAAUCUCGUCAGCUUGGACGCUCACGGGACAUCUAUGGAGCACGCGCCGCAUACUCUUCAAUACACAAUACUCCUAGACUAUUCUCGACAAGCCGCCUCCUGUCAGUACCGCAGGCCACCCCUAAGCCGUAUCAGCCAAAACCUCCUCCCACGAAUCCGGGGUCCCGAGAGGACCCAAACGGCGUUCCCUCUGAAGGAAAAGAACUUGGCUCGCCCUCCCCCGCCGCACCUAGUCUCUCAAUUGCAGAGGAGCUUCACAAGCGAGUCUCUUCCGUAACAGAGACAUACGUUGCUUAUGGUGUUUGUGAGAAUCUGGUCAAGGAAUGUGCUCGACAAGCAGACUACGCGAUUCCGCAAGCACAUGAAAAGAACGUCGAGGUACCCAAGACUAAGGAUGGAGAGGACUUAGGUGUUGGCACGGGAUGGUGGUUCGAGACCCUCGGUCUCACACCAACCUUCAAUACCUGGGCCCAGAUAACUUUCCUUCACAUGUACCUGCUCACUUGCCGCCUACGCUGUUUCCCUCCUGCUCAUGCUCCAGUAUGGCACCAACAUCUUCUCGACCAUUUUUUUUACAUCGCCGAAGACCGGAUGGUCGUCACCCACAAUAUUGCCGCACGGUCCAUACGCAAUAAAUACUUGAAAGACUUGUUCGUGCAAUGGCGCGGACUGAUGGCGGGCUAUGAUGAGGGACUUGUAAGGGGAGAUGCGGUGCUAGCUACAGCAGUUUGGAGAAACAUAUUCAAGGCGGAUGAAAAUGUGGAUUUCAGAGGGGUGGGGGAGGUGGUGAGCUACAUUCGGGGAGUAUUGAAAGGACUGGAUGAAUUGGCGGAUGAGAGCAUUGCAAGUGGAGAAGUAGUGUUUGGGAAUCCGGAAAGCGAAAGAGAUGGAGUACUUCAGAAAAGCCGGAUGAUGAUCGACCCAGCGCGAGAGGUGAAAGAACCAGCAAAGGCAGCCCAAUCAUAG
This is a messenger RNA of Letharia lupina, 1011 nucleotides long. RefSeq lists its product as uncharacterized. The record is from RefSeq and is a predicted model, not a curated record. Gene Ontology annotation, cellular component: mitochondrion. NCBI's taxonomy places the organism in Eukaryota, Fungi, Ascomycota, Lecanoromycetes, Lecanorales, Parmeliaceae. The transcript has 2 exons. Bases 1 to 1011 code for a protein of 336 amino acids. Gene Ontology annotation, biological process: mitochondrial respiratory chain complex III assembly.